GAGAUUUGAUUUUGGAAGUAAAAACGACAAAUCUUUUUGAAAAAUUCGAGACUGGAAACAUUUGCACAGAUAUUCAAAUGUGUUUUAUCAGUGGCCAAUAAAUAGUUCAAGAAAUAUAUUACAAGCCCGAUCUAAAAAAAAUAGAACUAUUGAAAUCGGAAGAUUUGACCUUGACCAUUUUACUGGCGCUGGUCAGCCGAAACCCCGAAUCAUCCAUAACGGCGGACGUUUAUCUGACUAGCUAGACUGGGUUGAAAAUCGGUUGGAUGAUGAACGAGUUGACACUUCUAAUUCCAGUCCUGUUCUCAGUUCCCCUGCAGACAGUAGCAGUGGGGGCCCUCGGUCUCGCACUCAUGAAUUCCAACUGGCUGUCGGGGGGAAUAGUUUUGAAACAGGGACUGUGGGAGAAGUGCUAUCGGGAGAACAGUUACAGCGGGGCGGAUGGAAGUAAAAGUGGAGACGACAGUUCGAACUUGUGUUUCGAUCUGCCACCGCAUGACUGGGUGACGCUGUGUCGCUUGAUGGGUGUGUUGGGCUCAUUGGCGGCCACUCUGGGCUUGUUGUUCAUGCUGUGCUUGUUCGUGGGCUGUGUGGUCAAUAGACACAGACAGAUGCGCAAGAGAGUGGCCAUGUCAUCUGUCAUUGCAAUACUCGCACAGGUGGUGCUCACUCUGUUGACACUCAGUGUGUACUGGAGCAAGAGCUCAGACAUGGACCCUGGAGUGGGACUGAUUGAAGCGACAGUGUCCAUCGCUUUCAGCACCUUCUCUCUUCUAGGACUCGCUCUCUAUCUGCUGAGGCUGAACAGAUUCUUCGAGGCACAGGAGAGGAAGAGACUCACUAAAGACCAAGCUGACAAUUACGAAUAGACCAGUCAACAUGGUCCGAAAAAAAAACGGAAAUCGUUUUCGGGGAAAAUGAACUGCAAUAAAAAAGAUCAAAUCAAUGCAAAAUUUCUACCUUCUGGAUAAAAAAUUGCGAACAUUUUCGAGAAAAUGUAUAGCUAUGGCUGUGAUGCGACAUAUUUAUAAACUAAAACGAAGAUAAUUGGGAAAUGAAAAACUUUGAUGAACUGCAAAAAAUAUCGAAGUUAAAUAAUGAUAUGAUUCGCCGCGCUAUGUAUCUUGAAGAAGAAAAUGCUUAAAGCUAGGUCAUGUUACUGUGCUAAAUUUUGUACUUCUUCGCAAAAAUGGUCUAUCCUUUUCAAUUGAUCACUAUAAGCCGAAGCCAGCUUCUUGCAUGAUUUUGUAAAAGAAUUUUUGAAUCAUUUAUUGUUGCUGUUUUAUGAUAUCCUUGAGUUCUUGAAAAAUUAAAUCACGUGCAGUUUUUUGUUUCAGCUAUUCCAUCCAUAUUUUGUAGUUUCAAACAAAAAUGAGUCAAUAAAUUAGUUAGAAAAUAAAAAGUGUAUUAGAGCCAAUUUUUGCAAAGUUUUAAUAUCACAAUUUACUGUUUUUGAUAUGA
This is a messenger RNA of Symsagittifera roscoffensis, 1461 nucleotides long. RefSeq lists its product as uncharacterized. The transcript has 3 exons. Lineage: Eukaryota; Metazoa; Xenacoelomorpha; Acoela; Convolutidae. The coding region runs from base 267 to 869 and encodes 200 amino acids. The record is from RefSeq and is a predicted model, not a curated record.